CACCUCACUCGUAGUAGCAGUGGUAGUAGUGCCAGAACAUUGGGUUAGCGCACGUGGUAGCCAGCUCUGGACAUGGCUGAUCAGCACCGAGGCGUGAUGGGAGGCGGCGGCCUCGGCGAGCCCUACCGCGGGGGCGGUCACGGCCAGGCGCAGCAGAAGCAGGGCGCCAUGAUGACGGCUCUGAAGGCCGCGGCGGCCGCGACUGCCAGCGGGUCGAUGCUGGUGCUGUCCGGGCUCAUCCUCGCCGGCACCGUCAUCGCGCUCACGGUGGCCACCCCGGUGCUGGUCAUCUUCAGCCCGGUGCUCGUGCCGGCCGCCAUCGCGCUGGCGCUCAUGGCAGCCGGGUUCAUGACGUCCGGCGGCCUCGGUGUGGCUGCGCUGUCCGUAUUCUCGUGGAUGUACAAGUACCUGACCGGGAAGCACCCGCCGGGCGCCGACCAGCUAGACCACGCCAAGGCGCGGCUCGCGUCCAAGGCCCGCGACAUCAAGGAGGCGGCGCAGCACCGCAUCGACCAGGCGCAGAGUUCUUAAAACGCGCGGAUCAUGUCCUGCUCCGACAGCGACGGACGGCGGCGCACGACCACCGCCGGCUUGGCCUACGGCUGCUGCUACGUACACUGCUGUAGUGUCUCGGUCGCUGCGCUAGCUAGUCGUUGUGUUGUGCUUUGUAUGUGCAUGU
Messenger RNA from Phragmites australis (common reed), 679 nucleotides. RefSeq names its product oleosin 16 kDa. The transcript has a single exon. Gene Ontology annotation, cellular component: monolayer-surrounded lipid storage body; membrane. Gene Ontology annotation, biological process: lipid storage. Bases 73 to 531 code for a protein of 152 amino acids. NCBI's taxonomy places the organism in Eukaryota, Viridiplantae, Streptophyta, Magnoliopsida, Poales, Poaceae. The record is from RefSeq and is a predicted model, not a curated record.